Molecule: messenger RNA, 1210 nt
Organism: Nicotiana tabacum (common tobacco)
Lineage: Eukaryota; Viridiplantae; Streptophyta; Magnoliopsida; Solanales; Solanaceae
Source: RefSeq, a predicted model, not a curated record
AAAACCCUAGCCUCCUCCUCCUCUUCCUCCUCUUUCACUCUCUCAAGAACAAAAUUCCCCUCACACCCAAAGAACCCUAGGAGCCUUCUCUUCUUCCUCAACACACGCACACACGAAAAAGAAAAGAAAAAAACAGAGAACGGAAAAGGGAAAAAAGACUGGAAAAACAGAGGGAAGAAGGCAAAGAAACCUUAGAGCUAGAGGUCUUAAAAUUUGCCGGCAGAAGCCCCCAAAAUUCCUUCUUCUUCACCUUAGUUUCAGGUGUUUUAGCACCCACAAACCUUCUCUAAAACACCUGAAACUACUGCAAUACUCAGCUGAAACAAACGCAGCAAAAUAACUUCAUCUCAACCCACAAAACACUAUUGCGAUUUGGAGGUCGCAUUCGAGGUCCCGGAGCCGCUGCGCUUCUGUUAGUCGAAGACCGGUUAGCAUUUUUGGCUCCGGAAUUGUUGCCGGCUUUGGUCGUUGCUAGCUGAAUAGUCAUCGUUUCUGUACCAAACUCUGCUCGGAAGUUUUCUGUUAAGUGAAGUUUAGUUUGAGGCACUUACAAAGGUUGAAAAGUGAAAGUUGGAAUAAAUAGAAAAUGAACAACUCUUCUAUAGGGCCAUCGUCAAAAGCUAGAGUAGGAGCUUCGCAACCAUCAGAAAGUUCAUUAAAAAGAAAACGUGGCAUGUUUCAGAAAGACCUGCAACACAUGAUGUAUGGGUUUGGAGAUGAUAGUAAUCCGCUUCCAGAAACUGUGGCACUUGUGGAGGACAUCGUUGUUGAUUAUGUCACUGAUAUGGUGCACAAAGCUCAAGAUAUUGCAACCAAAAGGGGGAAGCUUUUGAGACUUGCCCAAACUUAACCGGUGUACAGAAUUAUUGUCCAUGAAUGAGGAGCUGAAACAAGCUCGGAAGGCUUUUGAGGUCGACGAAGAGAAAUUAGCUACACUUGAGUGACGGGGAGAAUAUAAAUUUAUGAUCUUACUUCAGAAUGCCAAAUUGAGUGGGGCACCUUAGGGACUAGUAUACAAUCUGCUCCUCAUUUUCCAAACAGAAGUGUAAAUAACUGUUGUCACAGUUUUCUCCAUCCCAAUCAGAUGACAGUGUCACCUUGUAUAUGUGCUUAGAGGCUAGAGCUACCUAGUCUUUGUUCUAGUUACCUAUCUUUGAACAUGUUUUUCCUCUUUGUUCCCAGUUCUCAACAUCCUCCUGUGUUCAGUUUA